GGACAGGCUCUCCGGGUUUGUAGGCCGUAGGGCGGGUCCUUGAGACCCGGGCAACGCUCUCCGUCUCUCCCAUUAUCGUCUUCCUCCAAAACUCUCUUCCUUCCCUUUCCAUGUUUGAAGCUCUCCAAUGCAGUCAGGCAGCGUCCUCACCAAGGUGAUAAUCUGUGAGGGUUCUUCACUAAACUACAUGUGAAAAGAUACUGAAGGGACUUGCACUUGCAGAGGACUAUUUGUUUCAACUUCAGUGACCAUGAAGAAAGCCUUCGGUCAAACUGUUAGGGACCUUAAGAGAGAGAUGAACAAGAAAGUUCUGAAAGUGCCUGGAUUAGAGCAGAAGGUUCUUGAUACAACCAGCAAUGAGCCAUGGGGUCCUCAUGGAUCACAUUUAGUAGAUAUUGCGCAGGCCACUAGAAACUAUAAUGAAUACCAAAUGAUAAUGGCGGUGCUCUGGAAGAGAGUCAAUGAUACUGGCAAAAAUUGGCGGCAUGUGUACAAGGCAUUGGCUGUUCUAGAAUACCUGGUGGCACAUGGGUCAGAGCGUGUCAUAGAUGAGAUAAGGGAACAUGCUUACCAAAUAUCGACUCUAUCCGAUUUUCAAUAUAUUGACUCUAAUGGGAGGGACCAAGGGAGCAAUAUCCGAAAGAAAUCUCAGAGUCUUGUUUUACUCGUAAACGAUAAAGAAAGAAUACAAGAAGUCAGACAGAAAGCUCUUACCAACAGGGACAAGGGUCACCAUGCAUCAUCAGCAUCCAGAUCCAGUUCCCAUUCAAGUACAGGAGGAUAUGGUGACAGACACAAUGAUGAUUGUUAUGAAGGCCGUCAUGGAAACAAAAAUGAUGACCGUAAUCGCUAUGGGAGAGAGAGAGACCGCAGAAAUAGGGAUCAUGAUCGAUACAGUAGAGGUGGGGACCCACAUGGUCGGGGUGGAGAUCGUUAUGGUAGGGAUUCUGAUGACCGCUAUAGCAGAGACAGUUACAGAGAUGAUGAUUCAAGAAGUAGGAGCUCUUAUGAUGAUGAUCGAAGUGGCUGUGGAAGAGCUGAUGAUCAGUCUCCAGAUGAAGGGCGGUUUGAGCACAACCUUUCUGAACAGAAUAAUGAUCCACCUCCCAGUUAUGAAGAAGCAGUAGGCCAAGCUCAUAGCUCUGCUGAGGAUGAGAGGGAUGGGGAUCCUGUAACCACAUCACCACCACCCAAAGCAUCCUCUCCACCUGGAAGUACAAGUCAAGAUCAGGACACAACUGUAGCUGAUGUAGCUGCUUCUUCCCCCAACAAGGAGGUUGGUGCAUUUGGGGAAUUUGAUCCGCGUGCUUCUUUAUCAGCUUCCACACCAGCUCAAAGUGCUGCAGAAAUGGACCUCCUCCAUGCCUUCUCCGAUCCAGUUCCCUCAAAUGCAUUGGUGCCCGUGCUAGCAACAUUAACAGCCACAGCUGCUGAACCUACUGCACCUGUAAAUUCUAGUCUAGGACCAGACUGUGUGCCUCCAUCAUCAGCUUCCACUGUACUAAACCAGCUGCCUCUUGCACUGGACUUUAAGAUCUCUUCUGCUCAACCUCAAAUGCAGCCUUAUGAAAAUCCAUUUGGGGAUUCUCCUUUUAUUGCCACGCCUUCCGAAGACAACUUUGUGCCUCAACCACAGAAUUUUGCACCCAUGUCUUCGUUCCAGACUCCAGCAACAAGUCAAGGCACCUUACCUCUCCAACCUGCCACCCCAAGUGUUGAAUCAGUCCCUAACUUUGAUUUUGGGGACACAUUUCAAGGUAUGACUUAUGCCCCUUCUGAUGUCGCCCAUGUUCCUCCUUCAACUCCAGAGUUCUUGCCUCCAGCUCUGCCAACUGCUGCACAGCCAGUCAUUGAUAUUCUCGACGAACUCUUUCCUCCAUCGGGACACACAACCCCUGUUUCUUCCAAUGUCACCAAUGUUCCGCUUACUUCUGCUACCCCAGAGUUUUCGCCCCCACAGCAGCCAACUGCACAAAAUGUCCCACUUCCUAAUGCAGCCCCCGAGUUUUUGCAUCCACAGCUGCCAACUGCUGCACAGCCAGGCAUCGAUAUUCUUGGUGGCCUCCUUCCUCCAUCAGGAUCCACAGCCCCACCUGCUUCUCAGGCAUCUCUUCCAGCCCGACUCGAUUCUCAGGCAUCUCCUCUGGCCCCAAUCAUUUCUCAGAAAUCUCUUCCAGUUCCAGUUGCUUCUCAGGCAUCUCUUCCAUCUCCAACUGGACCACCUGCUAUGGGUCAGCUGCCAAAGCAGAAGUUUGAGCCCAAGUCAACAGUCUGGGCCGACACAUUGAGCCGAGGUCUAGUCGAUUUUAAUAUAUCGGGACCCAAAACCAAUCCAUUGGCAGAUAUUGGCAUUGACUUUGACUCCAUUAACCGGAAGGAGAAAAGAAGAGAGGAGAAAAGCUCUGCAACUCCUGUAACAUCUACCAUCACCAUGGGUAAAGCUAUGGGAUCUGGUUCCGGAAUUGGCCGCGCAGGUGCAACUGGUCUUCUGCCCCCUCCAAACCCUAUGAUGGGUACCAGCAUGGGCAUGGGAAUGAUGGGCAUGGGUGGUGGUGCUGGUAUGGGUAUGGGCAUGGGGAUGGGCAUGGGCGGUGGUGCUGGCAUGGGGAUGGGGAUGGGCAUGGGCGGUGGUGCCGGCAUGGGCAUGGGGGGUGGCGCCGGCAUGGGGAUGGGUAUGGGCGGUGGUGCCGGCAUGGGCAUGGGCAUGGGGGGUUAUGGAGGAAUGAAUCAACCCAUGGGCAUGAACAUGGGAGCCCCUGGCAUGGGGAUGGGCAUGGGGAUGAACAUGGGUAUGGGUCAAGGAGCACAAAUGCAGCCUGCUGCAGGCAUCCCCCCAGCUCCAAGCAUGCAAGGUGGGUACAACCCCAUGAUGGGCAUCGGUGGUUAUGCGCCUCAACAGCCAUAUGGGGGUUACAGAUGAGCUCAAUUCCUCGUUGGAGAAGUAAAAAGGUGUACCUGAUACCCGAGCCUUUGGUUUUGCUGGAGGGGUAAACAACAUGCUCAUUCCAUCUGCCCCAUGUUGUUAUCAUAUAAGGGAAUUUAUUCCCUUCUUUCUUUAUCUUUUCUUUUCUUUUCUUUUUUAAAAUUCUUUUUCUAACUUCUGGCUUUCAUCUUGCAAUUCAUUGCUGUUCCCUUUUUACUGCUAGUAGCCUACUGGAGAAUGGUGUAGACAGAUCUGUUUAGUCAUUCCUUAGGUUCGUUUCAUUCUUUGGGUAAUCCCUCUCCCUCUCUCUAUACAUACUGCUUCUCUUCUGAAUCUUCAGGUUGUUGAGAAAGCUUAUGUUGCUUUUGUUGUAAAUGUGUAAUGAUGGGAUGACCUUUCUCAAGUCUUCUUCUUGCCUUUUGCAACUCUGUUGAGAUUAUAUUUUGCCACCAUGGCUGAAGAAAAAUAAAAAAAUUCCAUUAUUCUUUUGUUA
This is a messenger RNA of Magnolia sinica, 3416 nucleotides long. Its product is annotated as clathrin interactor EPSIN 2-like. Gene Ontology annotation, molecular function: clathrin binding; phospholipid binding. Bases 251 to 2920 code for a protein of 889 amino acids. Gene Ontology annotation, cellular component: plasma membrane; clathrin vesicle coat; endosome. Gene Ontology annotation, biological process: endocytosis. The record is from RefSeq and is a predicted model, not a curated record. NCBI's taxonomy places the organism in Eukaryota, Viridiplantae, Streptophyta, Magnoliopsida, Magnoliales, Magnoliaceae. The transcript has 14 exons.